GUUGCAUGAGAGCAUACGAUGGACAGAUAAAGAGACGCGGUUUGUUUAGUUAGGAGGGCAAAAAUAAUAAACAGGAAGACAGCAGGAUCUGGAAAGUCUCUUCUCUCUGCUUCCCCUCCCUCCUUUCUGUGUUAUAUAACUCCACAUUGACAGGAGGCUCAUUUCCUCGCCUGCACUCCUUCACAGAGGUGGUCUUUUCCCUUUUCUCCGGCAUCUGUGUGUUUUACGGCAUAUUACAAUGAGUGUGAGGCUCAUGGUUGUUCUAGCUGUGUUAACUGGGGUAACUGGGAGCCCUAAUGUGACGAUGAGACCUGAAGAUGACUCAGCGGACAUGUCGGCUCAUCCCAACAGCGUCCCAGAGACGAUGGAGCAAACGGACAUCGCCGGACAGCAGGAAGAAGAGGAGCCAGAGGAGUAUGUAAUGGCAACUGGAGAGCUGAAUCCCAAUCACUACCCUGCUCGCAGGGCGGCCCAAGUGGUCCAACACUACCUCAACACCCGCUACGGCUCUCCAUACAGGCUGUUUCAUGUGGAGAGGGUCUACAGUGGAAACGCAGAGGAUGUGGGAGACUCUGGAAGAAAGUAUCAGCUGGAGAUCUCAGUGCAGGAGACGGCCAGCAAUGCUACAGAGAAAUGCUCUGCAGACAUUUUCUUUCCGAGAGGAGAGCAGCACUCGCCCGAGGUCCAGGCCUCGUGUGUGGAGCUCCUUAAAAACGACACCAAAGUUCAAGAAGAAGCUUUGUACCAACAGUAUAAGAUGAACCAAACCCUGCUGACAGCACAUCAUCUACCUGAUAGCCACGGUAACAUGGAGCCCGACAUGAAGCCUUUCUGGCACCUCGGCAUCGUGGCCUCCAGCUUCGUCAUGCUGGGAGAAUCCACUGAAAACACACUGUACAACAUGGCUCAGGUGGCCAAUGUCACGCAGCUGCCGACUGAGAACGACCAGCUGAAGUUUGACUAUCACAUACUGCUGCAUGAUAUGGUGUCCCAGGAAAUCAUUCACUGGAAACUGCUGUUCACCUGGUCCCCUGCAGAGGGAGUUCACAUGCUCAAGAUGGACCAGCUGCCGCACUGCCAUGAUUGUGACAAACCUCCAAACACAAACUAAACUGCUGACCUUCAUCGCACUCUGCCAUUACAACCAAAACAACAUCUUGAUGCUCACCAUCUUGUAUUCAGCUAUUGCAGCAUAAAUGCUGCAAACUAAGCCAUGGUCUGCUGUCUGUGGAACGCAUCAUUUAUCGUGAUGAUAUCCGUAUGUGGUGCUAUUGUAUAUUAGCCAAAAUAAACUGUUUAUACAGAC
Larimichthys crocea (large yellow croaker) is the source of this 1306-nucleotide messenger RNA. RefSeq names its product latexin (gene lxn). The transcript has 7 exons. Lineage: Eukaryota; Metazoa; Chordata; Actinopteri; Sciaenidae. Bases 239 to 1111 code for a protein of 290 amino acids. The record is from RefSeq and is a predicted model, not a curated record. Gene Ontology annotation, molecular function: metalloendopeptidase inhibitor activity.